Molecule: messenger RNA, 2276 nt
Organism: Gasterosteus aculeatus aculeatus (three-spined stickleback)
Lineage: Eukaryota; Metazoa; Chordata; Actinopteri; Perciformes; Gasterosteidae
Gene: tead4
Product: TEA domain transcription factor 4
Biological process (GO): embryonic organ development; regulation of transcription by RNA polymerase II; hippo signaling
Cellular component (GO): transcription regulator complex
Molecular function (GO): RNA polymerase II cis-regulatory region sequence-specific DNA binding; DNA-binding transcription factor activity, RNA polymerase II-specific
Source: RefSeq, a predicted model, not a curated record
CGCACUCGACAAACCCCUGGAGAACGAUGCGGAGGGCGUGUGGAGCCCCGACAUCGAGCAGAGCUUCCAAGAGGCCCUGGCCAUCUAUCCACCCUGUGGCCGCAGGAAGAUCAUCCUCUCUGACGAGGGCAAGAUGACGAAAUGAGUUGAUUGCACGGUACAUCAAACUUCGCACGGGGAAGACACGGACCAGAAAGCAGAUGCUGAUCAUGUGUCAGUGUUCUUCACCACCUCCUGGAUCUGGUGCUUGUUAGAAGGGUAAAGAAGCCGCGGAACACGGGAAUCGUGAUGGGAGGACGGGGCGGGACAGGCGAGGGAUUUGGAACUUUACCCCCCCCUACGGCAUCCGAUAUGGACGGACUGAUCUACGGGCAGUGAUGGAUGUGGGGAGUAGGGAUGCCGGCUAAGUGAAGGAUUAUGGAUGGAAGGUCUCUAGUCACAUCCAGGUUUUAGCCCGACGGAAGGCCAGGGAGAUCCAGGUGAAGCUGAAGGUACGCUACGACCAGGUCGCCAAAGACAAGGCCCUGCAGAGUAUGGCCACUAUGUCCUCAGCCCAGAUCAUCUCGCCCACGGCUUUCCAGAACAAGAUGGCCCUCCAGGGCCUGUCGAGGCCGGCUUAUCCCACUGCUGGUGGGUUUUGGCACGGGACCCUUCCAGGACAGCCGGGAGGCCACGAAGACAUUAAGCCCUUCUCCCAGCAGAGUUACGCCAUGCAAGCGUCCGGCCCGACCCCAAUAACAGGUUAUGAGAGCACAGCAGGGCUGUCAAUGUCUCCUGGUGCCCCCUCCUGGCUGGGCAGAAGUAUUGCCAGCUCCAAGCUGCGAAUGCUGGAGUUCUCUGCCUUCCUGGAGCAACCGCAGGACCCGGAGAACUUCAACAAGCACCUGUUUGUGCACAUUGGCCAGUCCAACCCGAGCUACAGCGAUGCCUAUCUGGAGUCUGUGGACGUCAGACAGAUCUACGACAAGUUCCCAGAGAAGAAAGGAGGCCUGAAGGACCUGUUCGACAAAGGGCCACACAACGCGUUUUUUCUCGUCAAGUUCUGGGCGGACCUCAGUAUUAACCUGCAGGAUGACAGCAGCUUCUUCUACGGGGUUUCCAGUCAGUACGAGAGCUCUGAGAACAUGAUUAUCACCUCAUCCACCAAAGUCUGCUCCUUUGGAAAGCAAGUGGUGGAGAAAGUGGAGACGGAGUAUGCCCGUUUUGAGAAUGGACGCUACGUGUUUCGAAUCCAUCGUUCCCCUUUAUGUGAAUAUAUGAUCAACUUUAUCCACAAGCUCAAACACCUGCCGGAGAAGUACAUGAUGAACAGCGUACUGGAGAACUUCACUAUCUUACAGGUGGUGACUAACAGGGACACACUGGAAACCCUCCUGUGCAUAGCCUACGUCUUCGAGGUGUCCACCAGUGAGCACGGCGCACAGCAUCACAUCUACAGGCUCGUCAAAGACUGAGCCAGUCUCCCAGCUGGACCUUUCCCGCUCUAGACCAUUCGUAGCACCUCAGUGAGCAACAACACUAAACAAUGGACUACUCCCUCCGUGAGCGUACAACUCCAUCACAAGCCCAGGGACACGGUGGCUCUGUCGGCAUGCCCAGGGACACUAGGCCUGCCGGGGAAGAGGUGGAUUUGGGAUUGUGGAAGCUGAGACGGGCUUGGUGUGAAAACUGAAAAAAAAAUAAAAGAAGAGAGAAGAGGAGCACGAUGCGCCGUGGUCUCUGCACCAAAGGAGCCUCACGAGACCUGCAUGAGAAGGUUGUCAUUGUUGGUGUUUUUCAUCUCAUUUUACUAGUGCUUGUUUUGGAUUUAAAUUAAGAGUGCAUGUGCAGGGGACAUCUGCCGCGGAUGAGUUUGGCUGCCUGAGGGCGCCACCUAGUGACUUAAAUAUAAAUAACAAUGGGGAAAACUAGUACAAGUACACUGAGAAUCCCCCCUUUGCACAUCCAUAAAAUAUCCCUGUUUUUGUGCCAAUAGUUUGUGUUAUGUUAGAAAUGGUGUACAGUGCUACAAGUCAUCUCCUCUAGAGUAACGUAAGAGGCUAAAAUGAUUUGAAAUGAAGAGCUACUGCAUUCACUUUGUUUGACGUUUAAUGUUAAAUGUGUCUUGUAUUGUCUUACUGUUUUUGAUUUAAAUGAUCUGACUACAACAAAAGGCACAUAAUAACACUGCUAACUUGAAGCAGACUGAGGUCUGUAAGCUGAUUACAGAGGUUGACUGUAACUGCACGUUGCCCUGAAGUGACAGAUGAAAAUACAAGUGUUUCUUACAUACGUAA